AUGGCGCACGCUGAGAGAGGUGCGAAUAGAUUUACCGUCAACGAACUAAGAGAAAUACUGCGAGAGAAGGGCUUGACGAUAACUGGCGCGAAGCACGAGUUGAUUGCCAGACUUUUUGAAGAAGAUCCAGCGGGCAGUUGGAUGUUGCGAGUGACGAAUGAGGAGGAGCAGGACGGGGUGAGAGAGACGAUAGAGACGAGAGGGACGAAGGAGAGCGGUGAAGUGGACGAAUCGAGCAUACAUGAUACUGAGGUUGAGUAUCUGCGACGGUCAAUGGAACUUUGUGAAAGAGAAAAACGAUUGAUGGAGCGCGAGCUGCGAUUGAUGCGACAAGAAAACGAUUUGUUGAGACGCACCCAAAAUGUGAAUACUGAUGGAGGAGAAUUGAGAAAUGAGGUGGCUGCAGGGAGUCCGACGAUCUCUCACGAAGCAGGCGUAACCAACAUAAACGCAAUUGCAAGCCUGUUGGGAUAUUUUGAGGGCGACAGCAGCGCAUUCGAAUCCUGGAAGAAGCGUGUCGAAUCAUUGAGAGGCGCUUACAACUUGACCGACGACCUGACGAGAAUCCUGAUCGGAGCACGCCUGAAGGGCAAAGCACAAGAAUGGUUGCAUUCUAGCCCAACGUAUACCGAGAUUACCGUCGACGAGCUGUUAAACGAGUUAAAAAAUAUGUUUUUCCAUGAGCCGGGAAGAGUGCAUGUGAGAAAGCAGUUUGAGCAGCGUAUUUGGCGAAGAGAGGAGACAUUCAAUGAGUACCUACAUCAGAAGGUGAUUCUUGGAAAUCGAAUUAAAAUUGAGGAAAGCGAGAUGGUCGAAUAUGUCAUCGAAGGGAUUCCGGAUCCAGUCUUACGAGACCAAGCACGAGUACAGCGGCUGCGUACUAGAAGGUCGCUAAUUGAGGCGUUCGAGAGGGUAUCGCUGCGAGGGAAAGAGCAGUCGGGAGCGCGAAGGAAUGAGAGGGAACGGCGUGUCCAGGGACGUGCCGAGCGAGAAGAGUCAGGGGCGACAAGGAAUGCGAUGCGAUGCCAUAAUUGCGGAGCGCAGGGACAUCGUGCAGCGAAUUGUCCGUCAAAAGCGAAAGGCACACAGAAUUUUAAAACUAAAGGACGUUUUGAUACCGAAGUAGAAAUUGACGAUGAACGUUUUUUAACCAGUCUAUCGGUAGUACCGAAUGAAUUGCUGCAGUAUGACUUACUCAUAGGGACUGAUUUAUUAGACCGAAUUAAUUUGUAUGUCGAAGAAGGAAAAAUUACGAUGCGAAAACCUCGCGCAGAGAUUCGAGCGGCAGAAAAGUUACCGGAAAUAUUUAAAAUCGAAUUACAGAGCGAGUCUAGCGAUACCGAUUUAUCACAUUUGACGAGCGAGAAUGAAAAUAAAGUAAGCGACAUGAUCAAUAAAUAUAAUCCUACCAGAAAAUGCGAGACGGAAUAUAAAAUGACUAUUAUACUUCGUGAUGACGAACCGGUUUAUCAGAGGCCUAGACGUUUAUCUCCGUCGGAAAAAGAAAAGGUUACCGCACACAUAAACGAAUGGUUAGACAAGGGUAUAAUUCAACCCUCACUUUCAGAAUACGCGAGUCCGGUAGUUCUAGUUAAAAAGGGGACGGGAGAGACUAGGUUGUGUGUCGAUUAUCGACAACUAAAUAAGAAAAUAAUAAAGGAUCGUUACCCACUUCCAUUAAUUGACGAUCAAUUAGAUGCAUUGCAAGGGGCGUCAAUAUUUAGUACGAUCGACUUAAAAAACGGAUUUUUUCAUGUGCCGAUGGAAAAGGAGAGUAGAAAGUAUACCUCCUUCGUAGUGCCAGACGGACAAUACGAGUUUCUCUACGCGCCUUUCGGUUUGUGCAAUUCUCCGGCAGUAUUUCAGAGAUUCAUAAACCAGACCUUUCGAGAGCUAAUCAGGGGCGGCGUGGUUUUGACAUAUGUGGAUGAUCUGAUUAUUCCAUCUACGGAUUUUGAAGCCGCGUUGUCAGGUCUUGAGAAAGUGUUGGGCGUUGCCGAGAGAUUCGGAUUAAAUAUCAAUUGGAAAAAAUGUAAAUUUUUACAGACUAGAGUCGAAUUUUGGGUGUAA
Messenger RNA from Nylanderia fulva, 2070 nucleotides. The record is from RefSeq and is a predicted model, not a curated record. Lineage: Eukaryota; Metazoa; Arthropoda; Insecta; Hymenoptera; Formicidae.